GUGCGGCUCCAGCUGCCUCCCGGUUGGAGGAGAGGGAUGUUUCCACAGAGCUGUGCUGGAGCACAGAGGGGCUGUUCCCUCAGUCCGUCCGGAGCAGCGGCUGGCUUCACWGCUGGGGGACGAGGUGGCAACUGAACAACGCGUUUCACAGUGAUGGCAUUGCCUGUGUGACUGUGCUGGUAACCCUGCUGCUGCAUGUAAGGAAAAGGCAGAGGCAUCUUGACAAAAGACCGAUCUAAAGUCAGAACGGAAGAAAAUAACUUACCAGCAUUAACAAAUGCCACCAUGUACAGUGUGGAGGACCUGCUCAUCUCUCAUGGAUACAAGCUACCCAAACAUCCCACAUCCUCCACCCCUACGCCUGUCCCCGUAUCCUCGUCUCGUCAGCCCCCCUCAUCCUCGCCUCCAUCCUACAGCAAGCACCAUAAAGUCCUGGAGAACAGGCCCAGCCCCAGGACGKUGAACGGCUAUGAGAGGGGGCCAGUCAUGGCCUUGGGAAGCAGCGGUGGAAUGAGACAGGGCCAGGCAUUUGGCGGCGGCUGUCCCAGCAACAACAAUGAACCCAGGGAUGGGAGCCAGCCAAAACGGGAUGCAGAGAACCGGGGCCAAACUGACACCCAUUCGUUAGGGGAGUCACUGACAUCAGACAGUGGUUUUUGUGAUGGCAACAGAGGCCCACAGUCGCAGUCCAAGGAUGUUUCCUUUUGGAGGAGGAGAGGCCAGGACUUCACUGUGCUGCUGGACUACGCUGACUUCAGAGAACCCCAUGGAAGGGAACAGGAGGGGUACGGUGGACCUGAAGGGCCUCAACAAGCAAGAGGUCAAGAGCGGUCAAUAGAAGACCGUCAGAGGGCAGCUCAAGAGAGGCAGCGCUGGGCAGCCCAAGUCCAGGCUCAGGCCCAAGCUCAAGCAAAGGCCCAGGCUCAGGGCCGCUCUAAAGAGAGGGAGGCGGCUCUCCAUCAGUGGAGAAUGGCAAAUGAGAGGAAGUGCCAGAGCCUGGGGGCAGACGAGUGGCAUCCAACUGUGAGCUUUGGCCGUCAGCUGUCUCAAAGUGAGGGUGAACGCUGGGCACAGGAGCAGCAGCGGCUCGGUGCCAGAACACCAGAGGGUAUGGUAGUUCACCCCAGGACCAAAGCCAAAUCCCAGUCCCUGCCCAGAAUGCUGCAGCCUGAAAGCCUGCAGUAUGUGGACGUAGCAUUGACUGGUCAGGAGCUGUACAGGCGGGUCAACGGCCACCCGCUGUCUUACCAAAACUUUUACAGGGCGCCCCGCUGGCCAGAGAAUGGAAGGCCAGCUAGCGCCAACCAACUCUCAAUGACACCAAAGCCUCGCUUUACCCGACCCCCCAGACCUCCUUCAUAUGAGAUGCACCAGCAGAUCAGGGGAAGCUGUGAGGUGCUGUCUGGCAGAGAGUCUGUCCCUCUCCAGGGAAGGGACAGAACUCCGAUUCCCAUAUCAAGAACUACAGACCCUCACUUGGACUACUUUGCACAGGAUUCUGGACCCCCAGGAUACAUCCCUCCUCCAUCAUAUAAAAGAGUUCCUAUAAUGGGAGGAGGGAGCCGAGGAUAUGGUGAUGUUCCUGUUGACUACAGGUACAGGGGUGGUGUGUAUCAGCAAAUACAAGUGGCUCCUGAUGGAUCUCACUGGUUCAUCCGACACCCAGCAAGUUCUUGGCCUGGUCCCCAUAGAGAAAGGAGUACAUCCAGCCAGAAGCAGCUGUACCCUGUCUAUUCCACCCAAGAACGACCAGGAAGAGGAGGAGUCCAGUAUAUCUCAUUUGAUGAUCCCCGUAUUCGUCACAUUUCCUCAGCCCUGGGUGGCAACUCCCUAACAGAUGCUGACAAAAUUCGCCACAUCUGUAAUGAGCUUCCCAGUGUCACCGUGUCAGAGCCGGCGCCUGACGACAGUGCCUUUUUGCCCCCGCCACUGGGGCCUUUUAUCUCUGCCAAAAUGGGAGAGAAAGAUAAGCAGAUGUCUUCUAGCAACUUUGACAGCGUCAACAAGAGGUGGCAAAGUGAUUUGCACAAACAAACUAUUGAUAACUUCCCAGCAUCUGACCAAAACUGUAACAACAGACAUACCAAGUCUCAACUUUUUUCUUCAUCACCCUCUUCAGCCUUUCAAGCUCUUUUCGCAAGAACCUCUUCUCAUCAGGGUUCCAGCUCAGAUCAGGUCUUUGCCGAAACUAUAACUCAAGUAAAGACAAUUGUACCCGAGUCAGGAUUAGAAAACAAUAGGAACCCCAAGAGGAGAGUUAGUGAGACCAUUUUCUGCCUUGUGUCUGUUCCUGUUCACACACCAACCAACAUCAGCAAAGAUUUAACAGCCGAUCAGAACAACAAUGAGGCAGUACCAAACCUGACCAUCACCAAGACUGACACUUUUGCUGUAGGCCUCAAAGAGAGACCAAACAUUCGUAGCAAGUCUGUGAAUGAAAUGCCUAUCAGAUCACAAUAUUCUCACUUUCACACCAGCAGCACAUCCUCAAUGAGGAAUUACAAGCGAGCUCCCUUAAGAAAGGAGGUAAUAGAUGCCUGGGUACUCCAAGCGAAUGAAGACAAAGAGUCAUGCUAUACUGGCUCUUGGCCUGGAAACCAGUAUCGUAAUCAGGAAACUCAGACUGGCUCACCUGUAAAAGGUGUUAAAAGUCCAGACCCCCAGAGCUCUACUGUAGGACAGGAGCCUAUUCAGUCUGUUUCCAAUACAACUGUGGGUAACAAUUUUGGUACAGACAGCUCCUCUUCAUAUGGUUAUCCUAUGGCAGGUCAAAAACACCUUCAUCCCUCCAGCAACAGCGCCUUUUCCCGUCUCAGCAUCAGUCCAACACAAACGUCAUCAUUUCAGCCCUCACAACAGGACCCAUCUUCUCCUUCCAAAGCGCAAAAUCAAGGAGAGGACCAACCAUCCUCUCCAAAGAAAAACAGUUCUCCAGAAAAUACAGAGUCAGUGGUUUUUGGUCAGUUCCUCUUAAAGCCGGUGAACCGACGACCCUGUGAUGCCAUUGGUGAAUUGGAGACUAUCAAUAAGGAGAUGGAAGACACAAUCAGCAAGAGACCAAAUUUGGGCCAGUUCCUUAAUAAGGUUGACGGUGUAGAUAAGAGACUCGACUGUUUGAAAUCAGGGGCACGUUAUACUGCUGGUCCAGAACUAGGCCGAGAAGCAAUAAGCCUUCCACCUAUACACAUAGAGAAGCCCAACCUCAUAAUAAAGAGGUCAAAAUCAUUUGGCUGCAGUCCUGAUCUCGAAUCCAUUGAAAUAAGUAGCUCUUUCUCUAGGCCACAGGCCAACAACAGCGCCCUGCUCCUUAGCUCAGGCCCCAGAGAAAGUUUCCUUCAAUCUUCUGUCCUCCCUCACAACGACUCAAGCCAGCUCUAUAGACAGGACAUCCCAGUCCCUCAAGAAUCCUUAUUGAGGGAUGUGGGACUAACUGUUUACACAGAAACUCCUGGUGGGCCUGGAAGACCAAUACAGCGCUCACUCUCAGUUCCAUCUCCACUCAAUCUAAAGAAUCCUAAUCAGUCAAAAACUAGUGGCAGCUUUCAGCACAGUUCAGAUGAAGAACUUGUUUCUAGAGUGAAUAUUGAGAAAAACGCUGCAUCAGAAAUGAUUCCACCAUGCAGGAAUGAAAUUAAUGUUUUUAGAAAAAGGAAUGAAAGUUGUAUAUCACCUCAGAAAGAUGGCUCAUCACCUAACACAAAGCAGACAUUGGAGGUUUCUUAUGCAUUUGAGGAUGACGGUAAUGAUGACAGGUAUGCACUCUCUGAAUCUCUGACCUAUAAAAAUGACUCUACAAUAGCAGAUAAGCACUUGGAGAGCUUACUUAUUCAGGAGAAAGCUAAUUCCUUACCUGCAGAGGACCUCAGUAACCUGUAUGAGGUCCAGUGUGCAGAUGGAAUUCCUGAAAAUGAGUCCAUAGCAGAGAGAGCAGCACGAAUCUUGGGUAUAUCUGUUCCAGUAGAGGCCUUUUGUGUGUCUGACCAGGCUGAUGAUAGCCAGCUUAAUGCAGGCACGACUCUAGCUGAGGAACAGCAAAGUUCGAAUGAAGAAACGCAGCAUGUGUUGGAAAAGUGUGUGCAAGUUGUUGAAGAGUCUCUGAUAGUCCAUGAAGCAAAUACAGAGAAAGUCACUGAGACAGGAUCAGUGUUGGAUCAAGAACAAGAAGAAAUGGAGCAAACGCACAGCUAUAACCACAAUGAUGGCAGAGACAACCAGGAUACAGACAGUCAAUCAGUUCUUGACCUUCCCGAGUUCCCACCUAAUAAACUUCCCCUGUCCCUGCCCGUCACUCCAGAUGAAAAGCUGGCACAUAGCAUGUGUAUGGUAGAGAAGAAAGGAAGAGGUGGAGCAUUUAAACUAAUUGAAUCACUGCAAGAUAGGCUGAACUGUUCUGCAGUUUCAUCCUCUAAAACUCAGACCAGUUUAAUUACAGACAGAAUGGCCCGUUUCAAAGAACUGGACUCGGUGUCUCGAAUAAGACGCCUCAGCUUGAAAAGUCCAGAAACUGAAGAAGAACCUGAGACUAAUGAGGGAACCGAAGGAUCAACAAAAUAUAAAGUUCAUCAAGAUGAGGAAAAACAGGAUGAAAAUGGAAGUAAAAAAGAGGAAAAUCAAGAUGAUUGUGGUAAUGAAAAUAUUAAGUUGGGAGAUACUGAAGAUGACAUUGAUGAGGGAAGUAAGAAAGAGCAAAAACAAGAAGAAGAGGAGAACACUAUUGGAGUUGCACUAAAAGAGGACAAUGAGCAAAGUAAGGAAAUAUAUGAAGGAGAAACAGAGUUAAAAAUAGUGGAAGAAGACUCUGAGAACACUUUGAAGAAUGUAAAAGAGGAACACAAUGCAGCGGUCUUUAACAGAGUCAAAUUAACUCAACAUGCAGAGAGAGGAAAGUUACCCGUACCAAAGCAGCGCACCAGGUUCCAGAAACCUCCUCUACUUCCCAAACCUCGCAGUGUUCCCAAGAGAGAAAUAACUCUGCCACCAAGCUUCAGCUCUGGGACCUGUGGCCCCACAGAGCUGGAUGAUGAGGAAAUGCUUUCUGUCUCAGACUCCUAUGACCCCAGUCGGGUAGAGAAGGUGUAACCUCCGACCACUGCCUUUACCACUGUGGAAAUUGGUCUUUCUCAAGUUAACAGCUUUUUCCAACGACAAAGACUUUCAUCUCACCUCGUGGCUCGGUCAGCUGUGACCCCCCUCUCUUCAGAAUAAGUUACACAUGACUUCUCACAGGACUGACUAUCCCGGUGCUGCCAGAGCAUUUUUAUAGCCAAUAAAAGCUACCGCUGGGUGCUGGUUCUCCAGGUUAAUUCCGUCUCUAUCACCAGUGUCCUUCCAUCCUUUCCGCCUCAGAGCUGAUUCGUUUUUCUCAACCAAGUGGACUUCCUUUAUUUACAGGUUUGUCUUUUGCUUUUGGAAGCUGCUUGUCAUUAUUGCCAUCCGCUCUCGUGCUCUACGAAGAGCUUCCAUGUUGAAACAUGAAUGUAAAAGUGCUUCUGUUCAAAAAGCAAACAAAAGAAAUGUAACGAAACAUAAGAGUAUUGCAUUACAAUCACUAUUAACCUACAAUAAAUGUAAAUAAGAGUUA
Messenger RNA from Austrofundulus limnaeus, 5581 nucleotides. It is a transcript of the gene jcada, whose product is annotated as junctional cadherin 5 associated a. Gene Ontology annotation, biological process: positive regulation of blood vessel endothelial cell proliferation involved in sprouting angiogenesis. NCBI's taxonomy places the organism in Eukaryota, Metazoa, Chordata, Actinopteri, Cyprinodontiformes, Rivulidae. Bases 286 to 5079 code for a protein of 1597 amino acids. The record is from RefSeq and is a predicted model, not a curated record. Gene Ontology annotation, cellular component: adherens junction; ruffle membrane. The transcript is spliced from 5 exons.